Molecule: messenger RNA, 3177 nt
Organism: Cimex lectularius (bed bug)
Lineage: Eukaryota; Metazoa; Arthropoda; Insecta; Hemiptera; Cimicidae
Exons: 8
Coding region: 2035-3045 (336 amino acids)
Source: RefSeq, a predicted model, not a curated record
ACCAGCCAUAAUUUGUUUCAGUUUUAACUGUCGCAACAGGAAAAAAAAAGGGAAAUGAGUAUUCUUCCUUUAUAAGGACAUGUUCUAAAACAUGUUUUGUUCAGCAAAAAAGUCUGAGUUUGGACAAAUAUUUGUAGCCAAAAAUCAAUUGAUACGAAGUUUGGUCGUUUCAGACCAUUCUUGUCCACCUAUCCACACUGUUUGGUACAGACGGGUACCUUUAUCAGCCUUUAAUUCCAAACAACUUUCCACCUUCUCGGAGCUUGUACACGAGUGUGUCCAGUUAAAUAAACCAACGGAAAGAAAGGUAUGGAGGGAGGGACAGAAGCUGGACCUGUUCCUUCCUAAACCCACCUCACCCCUUCACUCCUACCCUACUCCUAAUCCUAAUCCCAUAAUCCAACCCCAAACAUAGGUGUUAUGCCACACCCAUGACUGAUGAAUGGUACAGGGGUUACUGCCUCAAUAAUGGAGAGAGGACACCUCCAGGGGGACCUUUAGAUUCCUCAUACUCGUGGGAACUAACCAAAAAAACACCAGGGAACCUAUAAAGAAAAACACCCCUACCCAACUGGAGAUAAAGGAGUCCUCCAAACUCUUAUCAUCUCAAAAGAAAAGCUAGAGGAUAAUCUCCUCACUUGGGAAUCUUUAGAUUAACAAAAUACACCUUAAACCCAAUAAGAUUUCAGGGACUCAGAGACAUAAGAUGGCGAUAGAGCUCACAAAACAAAAGGGUGAGCCAACCUUGAAUGCACACAAAAAUUUCCAAAUUUCAGCAUCUAGACCUACCACUGGAAUCGCCAACCCCAAAAAAACUGGGGCCAACGCUAACCAAAGGUGGUACAAGGUUGUAAGUCUUAGGACUAAUAUUCAUCAAAAAUCAAUUUGAUAUGUAGUAUGGCAGUUUUAGACUAUUCUGGUCCGCCUAUCCUUGCUGUUUGGUACGAACGGGUACUAUGUGUCUCUUUCAUACUGAACGCUGAUUUUCCACCUUCUCACAGCUUAUGAGGGGUACUAAAUUAAAUAAUCAGAUGGAUGAAGGUAUGGCGGGGCAGGAGCCGGACCUGUCCCUUCCUAAACCCACCUCACCCCUUCACUCCUACACUACUCCUAAUCCUAAUCCCAUAAUCCAACCCCAAACAUAGGUGUUAUGCCACACCCAUGACUGAUGAAUGGUACAGGGAUUACUGUCUCAACAACAGAGAGAGGACACCUUCAGAGAACCUUUAGUUCUCUCAUGACAACCAACCCGAAUAAAAACAAACACGAGGGGAACCUGUAAAGAAAGACACCACUACCCAACUGAAGAUAAAGGAGUCCUCCAAACCCUCAAACGAAGAGCUAGAGGAUAAUCUUAAGACUAACAAACUACAUCUCAAACCCAAUCAGAUUUCAGGUACUCAGAGGCAUAAGAUGGCGAUAGAGAUGACAAAACAAAAGGGGGGAGCCAAUCCUGAAAAGAAUCAGGCAAAGAAAACCCUGAACGCGCGCAAAAAAUUCCAGACUCCAGCACCUAGACCAACCACUGGAAUCGCCGACCCCAAAAAAACCGGGGCCAAUGCCAACCACAAGUGGUAAAAAGUUGUAAGUCUUAGGACGAAUAUUCGUUGCCAGAAAUCAAUUUAAUUGCUUUAAACUAUUCUGGUCCGCCUAUCCUCGCUGUUUUGGCACCGACGCAUGUUGCCUUCAGUGAUCGUGUUAUUUUACUUAAUAACAGACCAUUAAAAAAGUUUAAACGCCGAAACAGGGAGUACAGUCAGACCGGAAUGAUCUAAACCGACCAAACUGCACGCCAUCGCCCCGCAGAACCCAGGAAUACACCAAACAACUCAACACGAUAUCCUAUUCCACUUCAGAAUCGAGUCUUAUCUUGGGAUUCCUCAUUUCCGUCAUUAGUCGCGGGUAUUUCUCAUCGAGAGACAAACGGACGCGGAUGACGCAUGCUUUUAUAAACGUACACACCAGAGUCAACAUAAGUAAAGCAUAUAUGGGUGGAGGUCAGGUGGGAAGCCAGUCGAACGACGUUCAUCCAAGAUGAAAGGGGUUACGGGUUGUCUUCUGAUAUGCUUGAUCAUCCCACUCGCCCAACCCUCUCAUGCAGGAGAGAGAAAGAGGCCGAAAAGAGAGAUGGAGUUGCAAGAGGAACUUGAGACCCAAUCGGAAAUGUUCGACAAAACGAAAGCUCCGAAAGUUAAUAAAACCGGUUCUAUACUAACACGAAUACUCCCAUUUGACAUCGAUCAGCCAAGGCCGCUUCCGGUCUCUAUAGAAAUUAAGACUGGUUCGACGCUUUGGUCAGACCUAGGCACCCCAGGGGUCAUUAAUUUUGAGGUGACAAACAACCGGGAAGUGCCAACACGAUUCAUCUUUAACGUAAAAGACAACAACAAUUAUAUCAGAAGAGUAGACCCACUGUCCUCUGCCUAUAUUAACUCGGGAGGGACGACACUGGUCCGAGUAGAGCUCGAAAGCAGGCAAAGAAACUCCGGACCGGACAUAGUCACUUUGUCGGCUGGGUGGACAGGGUCGAGUGGUAUUUAUGAAUAUGUCACAAAAAAUGUAUACUUUUACUCUGGAAUGCAAUCUAGUGAUUCCUCAAGACCAGAUAUCUGGUAUACAUAUGGAGGAGAUUGCUAUGGGGCUGAAACACCGCACAACUGCCAUUCAAAGACAUGGAGGGCAGAUAUCAGUAUCCAAGAUUCAGGAUCAGGACUAAUAAAAAUCAAGUCUGAGCCGGUGGGGAUUACACUUAGAAAGGAAUUCAUUGCCGGGACGAGGGAAAUUGUUGAAGGAUUCUAUUCUUCAAGUUGUUGCCACACAAAAGUCGACGUUAUGGCCCAAGAUGUAUUUGGAAACUUUAGAACACUCACUAUUGACAUAGAAAAAAAAUGGCUGACUGCUGGUGAAAUAAGUGCAAUUGUUUUAGCUGUUCUUUUAAUGAUUUUAACAAUAGUUUUAAUAGUUUAUCUGAUAGUGCGUUGUUGUAGAAGAAAGCACAGAACGCUAACAAUAUAUCCAAGACAUAGACCGCAAGCAGCUGAAUGAUGCAGCACAGCUUUCCACCCAUUUACCGUUUAAAUGUUCCUACCACAUCAUUUAGAACAUAAUUAGCACUGUAAAUAAUGUUUAUUAUUACUUUUUUAUUAAUUAUUCCAUUAAAUAUUGUCACUAAUGUAA